AUGCAACUCACAUUCCGGCUGGUCUUCGAAGCCCUCUUCCUCCUGGCCUCGCAGGCUCUCUUCUACACCCUCGCCUGGUCCUUCCUCAUCCAGGGCCUCCUCCGCGACUAUGCCUCCAACAGCUCCGACCAAGAGUUCCUCCUCUCCGCCUUCCCCACAAACACCUACAAACGCAAGCAAAAGUGGUGGCAGGGGGGUGUCCUCGUCCAGGUCGUCUUUGCCCUCACCCUCACCUGGAGCGGUCUCCUCUUCGAGAUGAUCAUCAUGGAGAUCUUGGGCCUCCUUGGACAAGAGUCUCGUUGGUACUUUUGGAGACUCACCCUCAGCUCCUUGCUCCUACUCGUCAUUGCGGUCAUUCCAUACUAUCAAUGUGUCCUCUUGACACGAAACACAGGAAUCUCGACGCAGAAAGCAUUGCCAAUUGCAACGGUUGUCUGGUGCAUAUAUUUCUAUUUCUUUGCCAAAGUCGGUAACAGUUUUCCGUCUCAAGGUGGGCAUGCACCAGGGCUUUGGUCAAUUGAGUGGGGCAUGUCUCGCGUUGGUGUCAUCGGAGUCACCAUCAGUGCUAUCCUGUCUGGCUUUGGAGCUGUCAAUGGACCAUACUCCAACCUCUCUUUCUUCCUGCGUCAAGUCACCGACGCUGAUGUACAGCUUGCAGAAAAGAAGUGUAUUCAGACGCUGGAGAUGAUUGCAAGCAAAAAGAAGCAGAUGGUACUGGAAGAAGCCAGGUUGCGAACCUUGGACCCCAAUGCGUCCAAAGUCGGAGGGUUUGUUCGAAAAAUCUUUGGCGGUGCCUCUGGAAGACCAGAAGGAGAAAACCUAGAAGGCCUUCGACUGGAGUUGGCAGCACUCGAGGGAAUUUCGCGGCAACUCUUUCUCGACAUUGACGAUCUUUACGUUGAGCAGGCGCGUCUGCAACACGCAAAGACAUGGCAGGGGAAGUACAGCAACCUUAUGGGGUACAUUUUUUCAGUCUACUGCGUCUACAAACUAGCAAUGUCGCUGAUUAACACGUUGCUCAACCUAAAAGGAUCCACCGACCCCAUUACAGCACUGAUCAGCAAGUUUGUCUCUCAUACAAACAUGAAGAUUGACGUCCGGUUCUGGUCCCAGCAACUCAGCUUCUUCUUCAUCGGAUUAAUGAUUUUCUUGUCGAUCCGCGGUCUGCUGAAUGAGCUCUCAAAGUUCUUUCGCGCCUUCUCGCGACAUGUUUCGUCCAGCAACAUCAUCCUCUUCUUGGCGCAUCUUAUGGGCCUCUACUUCCUGAGCUCGGUUCUUCUUAUGCGUCAGAAUCUCCCGCCAGAGUACCGGUCCAUUAUCUCGGAGUCACUUGGCGCGCUAGAGUUUAAUUUCUACCACCGAUGGUAUGUGCUGCCUUCAUAA
Molecule: messenger RNA, 1383 nt
Organism: Linnemannia hyalina
Lineage: Eukaryota; Fungi; Mortierellomycota; Mortierellomycetes; Mortierellales; Mortierellaceae
Source: the annotation of a GenBank genome assembly